Messenger RNA from Exophiala mesophila, 1290 nucleotides. RefSeq lists its product as uncharacterized. The transcript has a single exon. Bases 200 to 1147 code for a protein of 315 amino acids. The record is from RefSeq and is a predicted model, not a curated record. NCBI's taxonomy places the organism in Eukaryota, Fungi, Ascomycota, Eurotiomycetes, Chaetothyriales, Herpotrichiellaceae.
CUCGAUCGUAUAGGCCUGGACAUAGGCUGUUUAGUCUUGGAUUCGAUGUUGACGAACCAUUCUCGGAAAAGAAGGAUUUACUCUCAUCAUCCAAAUUUAGCAACGUCUACAAUCCGCGGCACGAAUCGACCUAAACGUCAAAUAAAUUCCCCUCACUGAACUAAAUUCUACCUAUUACCAAACACUCUCAAAAGAAACCAUGGCGAACCACGACCGGAACCACGAUGAUGAUGAGCAUGAGAAUGAGCAUGAUAAUGCGUAUUCUCCACGCAGCAGCCCUUCUGCAAGCCAUUCACCAACCCAUUCACACGCUGCUCCAUCAACGACAGUGACGACACCGGAGCAGAGUUCAGGAUCAGACGAUGAUAUCUGGGCGACAUCAUCAGUUGAGGAGGGGUUUGGUGGUGGUGGUGGUGGUGGUGAGGGGACUUGGCUAGGUGGACGCGAUAACGACAACGACAACGAUCAAUCACGACCUAUAAAUACAACCACCACAAUGACGACAGAUGAUUCGAACCAUGACCGGCAAUCCCAUCAAUUACCCCGAGAAAGAAUUCUAUCCGACAUUCCCACACUACGUCGACAACACAUGACGGAUGGGUAUCGGGAAGGACUAAGUAUUGGUAAAGCCCAAGUUAUGCAAGAAGGGUUCGAUGUCGGGUAUCCCGUUGGGGUUGAGAUUGGAAUGAGAGUAGGUGUGAUUUUGGGUGUCUUGGAGGGGAUUUUGGCUGCAGUUGUGAGAAAACAGCAGCAGAAGGCGUCGACAUCGGGAGGAGGAGGAGGAGGAGCGAAGAAGAAUUCAAGUGCGGUCUGUCUGGCUGUGGGUGUGGACCAAACCAGACUGAACGCGAACUCGAGCGGUACCAGUACCAAUAUCAGUCCCACAUCAAGUCCCAACAGCAUCAGCAACCCCGAAUCCAUCUUGACAAAAUUACUCGAACGCGCAAAAUCUCAACUCGCCAUUACGGAAUUGAUGAAAUGUCUGGAUGAUGAGAAAGUCGCCAGACUUGAUGAGAAUACUAUCAACAGCAAUGCCGGUAGUGGUGGUAGUUUACCGGCAGAAAUUGAACAGAUUGUCAGCGGAUGGGACAAGUUAAUUACAGAUGCACUUGGUGGGAAAGAUGAUGUGCUGCAACAGAAGCAGUGAGACGAUGGAGAUAGAGUAAUGCAUAAGGGCCCAGCGCUCUUGAAAAUAAGCUAGUUAUGCACAGCCCACGGUCAAACCUACUAAGUUUAUGUAUGAUACCCAAAAAUAUAUGAGGAUCACGAUUCAUGCUUGAAUUGGGCAAG